This is a messenger RNA of Paralichthys olivaceus (Japanese flounder), 2458 nucleotides long. NCBI's taxonomy places the organism in Eukaryota, Metazoa, Chordata, Actinopteri, Pleuronectiformes, Paralichthyidae. The record is from RefSeq and is a predicted model, not a curated record.
GGAAACAGCCAAUCAGAGCGCGCGGUGUGUGUCAGGAAGUGUAGUGUGUCUGUGAUCAUCUGUGGUUCACCUGCACCACCCGGAGGAACCAGAGGAACCAGAGGAACCAGAGGAACACCUGAGAACCUGAGAGCACAUGAAGAACACAUGAAGAAUCGAACCCACUGAGCCGAACUCCACCCAGCAAAGUGUCCGAAACCCUCCCCCUCCCCGCCGUGGACAGGCGGGCUGUUCACCUGCUUCAGGAGGAAGUGAAGGAAACACCGUCCCACCGGUUCUAAUGGAGUUCAAUGGAUUCUACUUGUUCUAAAGGAGGAUCAUGUUCUGAUGGGAGCUGAAGCGUCGUAGUUUGUUCGAACCCAGAGGAAACACGAGCUGGAAGAUGUCUGUGAACGAGCUGUACACAAAGUUCACUCGGGUUUGGAUCCCGGACCCUGAGGAUGUGUGGAAGGCUGCAGAGAUCACCAGAGAUUACACAGAGGGACAAUCGCUUCUUCACCUCAAACUGGAAGAUGAAACGCCUCUGGAGUAUCCUGUGGGUCCAAAGAGUAACCCCCUUCCUUUCCUCCGUAACCCCGACAUCCUGGUGGGAGAGAACGACCUCACUGCUCUCAGUUACCUGCAUGAACCUGCAGUGCUGCACAACCUCCGGGUUCGAUUCCUGGAGUCCAACCACAUCUACACAUACUGUGGGAUUGUUCUGGUGGCCAUCAACCCGUAUGAGCAGCUGCAGAUUUAUGGAGAGGAGGUCAUUAACGCCUACAGUGGACAGAACAUGGGCGACAUGGACCCACAUAUAUUUGCUGUGGCUGAAGAAGCUUACAAACAGAUGUCCAGAGACGAGAGGAAUCAGUCCAUCAUCGUGAGCGGAGAAUCUGGAGCGGGAAAGACGGUUUCUGCAAAGUACGCCAUGCGUUUCUUUGCCACGGUGGGAGGUUCAGCUAAUGACACUAACGUGGAGGAGAAGGUCUUGGCCUCCAGUCCGAUCAUGGAGGCCAUUGGAAACGCUAAAACCACCCGAAACGACAACAGCAGUCGCUUUGGAAAGUACAUUCAGAUCGGUUUCAGUCGACACUACCACAUCAUCGGAGCCAACAUGCGGACGUACCUGCUGGAGAAGUCUCGUGUGGUUUUCCAGGCUGAGGACGAGAGGAAUUAUCACAUCUUCUAUCAGCUCUGUGCCUCGGCCAGUUUACCAGAGUAUAAAGACCUCAGCCUCACCAGCGCAGAAGACUUCACCUACACGUCGUUAGGGGAGAACAUCUUCAUCGAGGGAGUGAACGACGCCGAGGACUUCAAAAAGACCAGAGAGGCGUUCACGCUGCUGGGUGUGAAGGACGGUAGUCAGAGCAACAUUUUCAGAAUAAUGGCGUCCAUCCUUCACCUGGGGAACGUACAGAUCUGCUCAGAGAGAGACGGAGAGUCGUGUCAUAUCUUGAGGGACGACGCCCACCUGAAACACUUCAGCCGGCUGCUGGGGGUGGAGCUGCAGCAGAUGGAGCACUGGCUCUGCCACAGGAAGUUGGCUACGUCUUCAGAGACGUACGUGAAGAAAAUGUCCAGCAAACAGGCCAUCAACGCCCGUGACGCCCUCGCCAAGCACAUCUACGCCCGCAUGUUUGACUGGAUCGUGGAACACAUCAACAUGUCUCUGUACACGUCGUCCAAGCAGCACUCCUUCAUCGGCGUCCUGGACAUCUAUGGGUUCGAGACGUUUGAGAUCAACAGUUUUGAACAGUUCUGCAUCAACUACGCCAACGAGAAGCUUCAGCAGCAGUUUAACUCUCACGUGUUUAAACUGGAGCAGGAGGAGUACAUGAAGGAGCAGAUUCCCUGGACUCUGAUCGACUUCUAUGAUAAUCAGCCGUGUAUCGACCUCAUCGAGGCUCGACUCGGCGUCCUGGACCUGCUGGACGAGGAGUGUAAGGUUCCGAAGGGAACCGACGUGAACUGGGCUCAGAAGCUCUACAAACAGCACUCAAGCAAAGCUCAAUUUCAGAAACCUCGUAUGUCCAACACGUCUUUCAUCAUCAUUCACUUCGCUGACAAGGUGGAGUAUCAGUGUGAAGGUUUUCUGGAGAAGAACCGAGACACCGUGUACGAGGAGCAGAUCAACAUCCUGAAGGCCAGUCAGCUUCAGCUCGUGGCAGAUCUGUUUAACGAGAAAGACGAUGCCCCCGCCUCAAAGUCCUCCAGGGUGAACGUCCGCCCAGCAAAGUCGAUUCCUCGAGCGCCCAACAAAGAGCACAGGAAGACAGUGGGACACCAGUUCCGCAGUUCUCUGCAUCUUCUCAUGGAGACUCUGAACGCCACGACGCCGCACUACGUCCGCUGCAUCAAACCCAACGACUUCAAAGAGUCGUUCUCGUUCGACUCGAGUCGAGCGGUGCAGCAGCUUCGAGCUUGUGGCGUUCUGGAGACGAUCCGGAUCAGUGCGGCCGGAUACCCGUCCAGGUGA